CAGCGACUCUGGGUCAAUCUUGACCCUCCAGCCAGACGACAGGGGACCGACAAACCCCCAGACCCCAAACCCUAAUAAGGAGGAUUGUGUAAGAAGACAUGCUGUUGUUCCAGGCCACCAGCCUAUUGGCCCUUCUCUGUUUCACGGUCAGGGCAUUUCCCUUUAUGGAAGAAGAAGGGUCGGCUUCGUUUGCCCAGAAUGUGCUCCACAGCAGAUCCUUCCCAGUCUCCCACCAUGGAGCUUUCAUGGACCUGCCGCUAUUCAGACAGAACAGGAGGAAAAUAUCCCAGAAUUUCAUCCUGCACUCAGAUCCCAGAGAGCACAUGGAUGAGGAGGCGCUGAGGAGAAAACUGGUGUGGGAGAGCGCCAUCCGCAGGGACAAGAUGAGAUCCCAACCAGACCAGGUGCUGCCCAUUGGGCAAGAUGCUCUGAAACGCUCCAGAUGCCAUGCCUUGCCUUUCAUACAGAAUGUGUUCAGGAAGAACUGCUUCCCAGUGCGCCUCCCUAACAAGUUCUGCUUUGGCCAGUGCAACUCCUUCUAUGUGCCUGGUUGGCCUGCCGGACUCUCCCAGCCCUGUACGUCCUGCGCCCCCAGUCGAUCCCGGCGCAUUUCGCUGCCGUUACGCUGUCGUUCCGGUCACCUUGCUUGGCAAGAGGUGGAGCUGGUGGAAGAGUGCGAGUGCGAAACCCGCUACGACAGGAAUACGGUGGAGCCAGCUGGCAGCGGAGAGGACUACCUGCCCGUUUCAUAGGCCCAAACCGCUCUACAUGUGCCCAAAUGGACCAAACUAUGUGACCCGGGGCCUUGGCGCUCCCAGUAACUUCACCCUUUGACAGGCGUCCCUUUGCCAAAGCAGGGGAAGUGCCAACGACUUGACGACUUUAUUUAAGAAUGAACAGUUCUGACCGACGGCUGAUUUAUACGCUUGUCUAGAUUCCCAGAAUCCCUAGGGGGAAAGCCUGUGACGAAGCUCCCGCUUUAUUGGGAGGGUGUGAGUAAUGAUUCAACAUGGCGGAAUUCUGCCUCUUAUUGUACCCGGGAGACUGGUCUCCUGCCAUAUUGUGCUGUGUAUAAGGGCUGUGCCCGUCCUGCUCAUCUUUUAUACAAGUGAUGCUUUUAUUGGUAGUUAUUAUGCAUUGUCUGUGCCAGUCCUGUUGUCAAUUCAACUUUCCAGACCGCGUCUAUAAGUGUCAUGGUUAUUGAUGGCGUUGGUUUUGCCUUUCUGCACUACUAGUUCUGACUCUUAAAAUAAUGUAGGUUCUUGUCCAGGUCAGUUGAUCCGCUGGCUGCUGCAUUGUUUUAGGAGUCUGAGCCAGCAGUGCAGAGAAUAUAAACAGACAUGGCUUCCAAUAGCAGUGACUUUUACCUAGAACCAGUGGAAAUGAGGAAUGGAUAUUGGGAAGUCUUAUUCCUGAUUUUAAGCAGAGUUUCCCUUUAACCUCUACCACAUAUAAACCUUCAGCUGUAAUUGCUCCCCUUAUUUAUUUAUUCCUGCUAUAAAAUGCCCCUCCUACAGCGAUUGUUCUCAGAGAGAUGCCUCUGAUUGGAUGGGUGCACUGUAUCUAGUGUUCUGAUUGGAUGGGUGCACUGUAUCUAGUGUUCUGAUUGGAUGUGUGCACUGUAUCUAGUGUUCUGAUUGGAUGGGGGCACUGUAUCUAGUGUUCUGAUUGGAUGGGUGCACUGUAUCUAGUGUUCUGAUUGGAUGGGGGCACUGUAUCUAGUGUUCUGAUUGGAUGGGGGCACUGUAUCUAGUGUUCUGAUUGGAUGGGUGCACUAUAUCUAGUGUUUUGGUUGGAUGAAGGCGUUGUAUCUGUGCUCUGGCACAUAAUGUGUUAAGUCUGGGUUACAUUCAGUCACCCAUUGAUAUUUUACAGCUCCCCCCCCCCCUCGUCCCUGCAGAGAAACUUUAAACGGAAAAUCUAUGCAAAGGCCCCCUGGCCAUUUAAUUCUGUAUUUAAAGGGAAACUGACUUUACUUCAGCUAGGGCCCUAGUUUGCUCUAAUAAAAGCUUCCCGUUUUAGGGUUGCCAGUUCAGUCCCAGGCAUGUACAUGUACAAGAUUCACUUAGGGCAUUGAUAAGAUGCAAGCUGCAUGGCUGCACAGAAACCAGUACGUGCUGCGUGCAUCCAAAUGAAACGCUAAUUAGCCCUGUGUGUCAAUUAGGUGCCGACCAUUGUAUCCCGUCCCUUCAUUCCGGGUGAACCUGAACUGCUCUGUCUUGGCAACUGCUAAUCACUUGUACUACAACUCCCAGCAUCCCCUGGCAGGCAUGUUGAGAGUCUAAGUGGGCAGUUGCUGCAGAGCCCUGGCAGAUUAUUGGAGAACAUGAGGAUGUUUGAAGCCACCAAGGAGUUCUGGGACCUUUUAUAUAAUCCUGCGACUCCUCGGUGACCGUCAUUAGUCAUGUGACCAACUGGGUGCCACGUGGCAAAGCCAAACCUUUUAGGAGUUCAGCAAACGUCUCUCUAAUGUACAUAAUGUUUGUAAAUAUUUUUGGUACCAUUUCAGAUGUUUUCUGGUUUCAUGCCAUCUUUUUUUAAAAAUUAAAAUUCUCUUUUUUUACAUAUA
Messenger RNA from Xenopus laevis (African clawed frog), 2569 nucleotides. It is a transcript of the gene dand5.S, whose product is annotated as DAN domain family member 5, BMP antagonist S homeolog. Lineage: Eukaryota; Metazoa; Chordata; Amphibia; Anura; Pipidae. Gene Ontology annotation, biological process: animal organ development; regionalization; negative regulation of activin receptor signaling pathway. The record is from RefSeq and is marked provisional. Gene Ontology annotation, cellular component: extracellular region.